Messenger RNA from Lachancea fermentati, 2826 nucleotides. NCBI's taxonomy places the organism in Eukaryota, Fungi, Ascomycota, Saccharomycetes, Saccharomycetales, Saccharomycetaceae. The record is from the annotation of a GenBank genome assembly.
AUGUCAGACGAAGAAGAACUGAAUAUUACAGUUGCGAUACGUUGCCGAGGGCGUAAUGAAAAGGAAAUAAAGGCAAAAAGUUCAGUUGUGGUAUCAGUUCCAGAUGUCAUGGGUUCAAAUGAAGUGUCGUUAAAUACCACUGGAGAUGUUGGUAUCGCAGCACAAAUGAACUCUAAAACUUAUACAGUUGAUAAGGUUUUUGGCCCUAGUGCUGAUCAGCAGCUUAUAUUCAAAGAGAUUGCAGAGCCCUUGUUCCAUGAUUUCAUGAAAGGUUAUAAUUGUACUGUGCUAGUAUAUGGUAUGACAUCAACAGGGAAGACUUACACAAUGACAGGAGAUGAGAGGCUAUAUGACGGCGAAUUGAGUGAAGCAGCUGGUGUAAUUCCUCGGGUACUAUUCAAGCUUUUUGAAGAAUUAACGAAAGAAGAUGCUGACCAUAUGGUGAAGUGCUCAUUCGUCGAACUUUACAACGAGGAGCUUAGGGAUUUGCUUGACGAACCACAGGAAACAACUCUGUUAAAAAAACUAAGAAUUUUUGACUCAAAUUCUAAUCUGGGUAGCAGUCGAGCGGGCUCGAGGAGCAACUCUCCUAGAUCUUUCGAUGGGUCAACUUCGUUGAAAAGAAAAUCAAAACAGCAACCGCUUCAAAAGCAAGUAAAACAUAUAUUACAAAAGAGCCAACAACCAGCAGAUCAAAAUUCAGCUAUCUAUAUUCAAAAUCUGCAGGAAUUUCAUAUCAUGAGUGCCAGAGAAGGAAUAGGGCUAUUACAGAGGGGCCUGCGACAUAGACAAGUUGCUUCUACGAAAAUGAACGAUGUUUCAAGCCGAUCACAUACGAUUUUCACGAUAAUGCUGUACAAAAAGUGCGAUGGAGAAGCAUUUAGGGUAUCAAAAAUGAAUCUUGUCGACUUAGCAGGAUCUGAAAACAUAAACCGGUCGGGGGCACAAAACCAACGGGCGAAGGAAGCUGGCUCAAUUAAUCAAAGUCUUUUAACCUUGGGGCGUGUCAUUAACUCCCUGGCGGAUAAGAGCUCCCAUAUUCCAUUCCGUGAAUCAAAACUGACGAGGUUGUUACAGGACUCAUUAGGAGGCAACACCAAAACAGCACUGAUCGCUACAAUUUCGCCUGCAAAGAUCAAUUCAGAGGAGACUUCCAGCACUCUAGAAUAUGCUACAAAGGCCAAAAAUAUCAAGAACAAGCCGCAGUUGGGAAGUUUUGUGAUGAAAGACGUUUUAGUAAAAAAUGUAACAGCAGAACUAAUCAAAAUAAAAUCGGACCUACUUUCUACGAAGUCAAAGGAUGGAAUAUAUAUGAGCCAAGAACACUAUAGAGAGCUUACAAAUGAUCUGGAAAAUUACAAAACGGAGGUUCAAGAGUGUAAAAGGGAACUUGAAAAGUUGGCCUCUCAAAAUUCCCUUUUACUUAAGGACAAGAAAACUUCAAAUGAACUGCAUGAGCUACAGCGGUUAAAAAUUUCAAAACUCGGCAAAAGUAUUGAAAUCCUCUAUGACAAGAUAGAUCGGCAGCAUAAAAACGAACAGGAGCUUGUUAAUGCUGUUCAGAGAUUGAUGCAUGCCAUCAAUAUCAUGCAACAAUCCUUGCGUGUGUAUAAAGAUAAUGGGCAAAAGUUUCAAAAUGAAAUGGAAAAGGUUCUGCGUCUAAAGAUGGACUCCUUUAAAAAUUCGUUAAGAAAUGAAAUUGUUCAAGUGAAACAAAAUUUAACUGAAGAAAGUACUAAUAUUGACCCCAAUAUUGAAAACAUCGUUAACGAACUAGAUGUUAUACUUGAAUCUGUUCAAACCUCGAGUAUUGAAAUCUGCCAAAAAUUUAUCGAUGGCGUGUUGGAUCAAACGCCAGAUCAUUUCGAAACUAUAUCCAAAGAAGUGAAGAACGUUAGUACAAUUGUUAAUUCUUAUUCAGUUAAGCUCAUGAGUCAUUUGAGUAGCAUAAGUGAAGAAUAUAAUCACCUCAAGGAAUACUUAAACGAUCACUUUUUCAAGAACAACUUUCAAGAAGCCUUGGACGUCCAUGUAGAUCGAACGUAUCAUCAACUUAAGAUCACAGCCAAUGGUUUAAUUGCAAAAUUGCAAGAAAGUAUGAAUGAUCAGUUGGACGAAAACCGAAACAAUAUGAUGAAAAACUUGAAAAAUGCUGCAUCGGGUGUUGUAACAAGGGAAAUGGGGCUACUUGAACCGGUAAAAAAAACUUGGGAGGCAUCUUUAGAAAAUAUCAACCAAUGCGAUAAGCUGAAUCAUGAAUUUGAGAAUGAUAUUAAUACUGCUGUCAAUGGGCUUCAUAAUGAUAUAAACAACGCCUUGAAAACUACGAAUAUUGCUGUGGCAGAUGUUAAAAAGGGCAUGAAGAAAUUUGAAGGAAUCUCAGGUAACUUGAGAAAUAACGAAGCACUUUCGAGCAAUAUACAGGAAAUGCGAAAAAAACAUGUCUGGCUUAAAGAUCAAAUUAAGCAGCACACGGAAUAUAUGAAUACAGCCAAAUUUAAGCUAGAGGAGAUUGAUCAUUCGAUGAAGGACAUAUUGAAUAUUCAGAGUCUUUCACCAAAAGCAGAAAAUGACGAUUCAGUCGAUUUACUCUUGCAGCAACUUAAGCAAAAGCAACUAAAGCCUGUUGGAUCGACCGGAAAGACACCGAUGCGAACCUCCAGCUGGUACAAUUCGGGUUUGAAUUGCAGGGAAGAUGCCGAGGAUCGUUCGAACAAAGCUUCACCUAUAAAGACCUCUAGAAGCAAUUCCAUGGCCGCAUCGCCGUUGAAAAGAACGCGACAGGAGGAUGAUCACCAUGUUUCUAAGUCACCAAAAAUAUCGUAG